AUGGUCUUGUUGAUCCAUGUGGUUGCCGCCCACCCAGUCCUGUGGCUGAGUGGGCUUGCCGUGGUCUCUUUAGUGGCGUACGUGGUGUACCAACGCUUUCUGCACCCGCUGGCCAAGUACCCGGGGCCGUUUCUCGCGUCCUUGACCGAUGUCUGGCAGGCACAUCAGUUCAUGACACUUCAACAGCCAUACAACCUGACCCGGUUACAUGAGAAACAUGGACCCAUCGUCCGGUAUGGGCCAGACAAGCUGAGUGUCACCGACGAGGCCUGCAUCCCCAUUAUCUUCCAGAAGUCGGCUAGGUCGAUGCCAAAGACGGAGUUUUAUGAUGCCUAUGGCGCGGCCCACCCCAACGUCUUUGGAAUGCGCGAUGAAGACAUUCAUUCCACUCGACGACGACACAUGUCUCAUAGCUUUUCUAUCAGCUAUGUGAAGGAGAUGGAGCCAUUCCUCGAUAUCAACAUCAAGCUCUUGAAGGACAAAAUUACCCGAUAUUCUCGGACCGGCGAAGCAUUCGACCUUAAGAAACUCCUCCAUUACUAUGUGAUUGAUGCACUGGGAGAACUUGCCUUCAGUAAGUCCUUUGGCAUCCAGGAAACCGACGACGAAUCGCGAGUCCCUCCAGUCGUAGAGCAUAGCUUGCUUGCCGCCGUCACUGGAGCCUGGCCUCUGAUGACGCAGACACUCAAGACAUAUCUCCCCAUGCUGCCUCACUCUGGACUGCAGAAACUGUUUCGAGGACGUCAAGCGUGCGCCGAUUUGGCAGCCCGCAGUGUCCAAAGACGGUUAGACGAUGUCAGACGCCAGCAGGAGCUGAGCCCCCAUCAGGCUGAACGAAAGGAUAUACUGACCAACCUCAUCUUGGCCAAGCACCCGGAUACUGGCGAGAGGCUGACUCAAACUGAUCUGGAGACUGAAGCAUUUGGGUUCAUCAUUGCGGGCACACACACCACCAGCGCCACCGCGACUUUGCUCUUCUACCACCUCCUGCACAAUCCUGGGACGAUGAACCAGUGUGUUGCUGAAGUCGACGAAAAUCUCCCUCCCCUGACACCAGGUCAAGACGCGUAUUCAGUCACCGUCGCUGAGGCGUCGUUGCCCUACCUGAAGAAUUGCAUCAAGGAGAAUUUCCGCAUCACCCCGGUCUUUACCAUGCCUCUUGCGAGACGCGUCAUGUCUCCCGAAGGCAUUGUCGUUGCGGGUCAACAUAUUCCAAAGGGCACGUCUGUGGCUGUGUGUAACCAUGCGUUCCACCAUAACCCCGAUGUGUGGGGGCCUGAUCAUAACAUAUAUGACCCUGCGAGGUGGGAACGCCCUGAAGUGGCUGCAAAAUCACGCCUGCUCAUGCACUUUGGCCUCGGCGGGCGUCAGUGCAUCGGGAAGACGGUGGCAACAACCAACAUCUAUAAGCUUAUGAGCACGCUUCUCCGGGAAUUCAGGUUCGAAUUGGCAGACGAACAGGAAACUAUCGCGGCCCAGAAAGGUCUGUUCCGAGGACGGAUACCGGAAUUGAUCAGUGUAGGCAUCAGUGAUCUGAAGGCGCCUCUGGUGGUGAGGGCGAAGGCGAGAACUGAUCUGGAAUGA
Messenger RNA from Fonsecaea multimorphosa CBS 102226, 1584 nucleotides. RefSeq lists its product as uncharacterized. Lineage: Eukaryota; Fungi; Ascomycota; Eurotiomycetes; Chaetothyriales; Herpotrichiellaceae. The record is from RefSeq and is a predicted model, not a curated record. Gene Ontology annotation, molecular function: monooxygenase activity; heme binding; iron ion binding. The coding region runs from base 1 to 1584 and encodes 527 amino acids. The transcript has 4 exons.